AUGAGGACCAUUCUGCUGCUCGUAGCGCUCUUUGUGGUGUCGCUUAACGCAAGGACAUUCCGGAUGAAAACGCGAUCGACGGGCUCGCUUCGAGCCAAAUUGAUCGCAUCUGGUCAGUAUCAACACUAUUUAGAACAACGAAAUAUGCAACGUACGCAAAUCCUACGCAAAGGAUCACAGCACUUCAGAGACUAUCUGGACGAGUUAUACGUCGCAGACGUUCAAGUGGGAACGCCAGGUCAAAACUUUACUCUGGUGCUUGACACGGGUUCGUCGAAUUUGUGGGUGAUUGACGAGAAAUGUAAUACGGAUGCAUGUGACGGGGAUCCGCAAAGUGGCUUCAAAAAGCAUAAAUUCGAUACAAAUGCUUCGUCAACAUUUCAAAAAGAGGAACGCACUUUUUCAAUCACCUAUGGAACCGGUUACUGUAGUGGUUAUCUUGCCAGAGAUACAGUUUCAUUUGCAGGUCUAAAAAUCCAAAACCAAGAAUUUGGUGUGGCGACGGUUGUCGCAGAUUUCUUCGCCUAUCAACCUCUCGAUGGGAUUUUUGGUCUUGGAUGGCCUGACUUAGCCGUUGACGAGGUUACUCCACCUAUGCAAGAAGUGCUUCCACAGUUGGACAAACCUCUAUUCACUGUAUGGUUGGAGAGAAAGGUGAAAGUCAGCAAAGGUGAAAGUGGUGGACUUAUUACUUACGGGGAUUUCGACAAGGAUAAUUGUGAAUCAGAAGUCACAUACGUUUCGCUAUCUUCACUGACCUACUGGCAAUUCCCAAUGGAUGGAUUCAAAAUUGGGAACUAUUCCCGGAAAAGGAAGGAGCAGGCAAUUUCCGACACUGGAACUUCAUGGAUUGGAGUUCCAAUAAGUGUCCUCAGCGCCGUUGUGCGACAAGUGAAGGCCGAAUUGGACGUCAUGAAUGGCCUGUACAAAGUUCCGUGCUCAAAAAUGAAUUCUUUACCGGACCUGACAUUCACCAUCAACGGCAAGGAGUACACCGUACCUUCCAUAGAAUACGUCACUGAUGUUGAACUCGGAGGAGGCCAGUGUGCGAUCACCUUUUUCUACUUGGAAGGGAACGGAUUUGGACCGUCAUGGAUUCUCGGUGAUACCUGGAUUCGUACAUUCUGCAAUGUCCACGAUAUCGGGAACGAGAGAAUCGGUUUCGCAAAAGCUCAUCACUCAGGGAUAAAGUGA
This is a messenger RNA of Necator americanus (New World hookworm), 1194 nucleotides long. RefSeq lists its product as uncharacterized. Lineage: Eukaryota; Metazoa; Nematoda; Chromadorea; Rhabditida; Ancylostomatidae. Gene Ontology annotation, cellular component: lysosome. The transcript has 8 exons. Gene Ontology annotation, biological process: proteolysis; cell death. The record is from RefSeq and is a predicted model, not a curated record. Gene Ontology annotation, molecular function: aspartic-type endopeptidase activity. Bases 1 to 1194 code for a protein of 397 amino acids.